AUGGACGCUAACCGUGACUCCAGCCUCGCCACCGACGACGAGCUCCUCCAAGCGCAGGCCGAGCUGUGGAACCACGUCUUCGCGUACACCAAGUCUAUGUCCCUCCGGUGCGCCGUCGAGCUCGGCAUCCCCGACGCCGUCCACCGCCGCGGCGGCUCCAUCACCGUGCCCGACCUCGUCGCCGAGCUCUCCCUGCCCCCCUCCAGGACGCCCUACCUGCGCCGCCUCAUGCGUCUGCUCGCGCACGCCGGUUUCUUCGACGCCGGGCCAGCGCCAGACACCUACGGGCUCACCCUGCUCUCGCGCCUCCUCGUCUCGGCGCCCGGCGCGGGGCAGGGCCUCUCGCCGUUCGCGCUCGCCAUGCUGCACCCGAUCAUCGUGUCCCCGUCCAUGUCGCUGGCGGCGUGGUUCCGCGCGUCCGACGACGCGGCGCGCGUGCCGUUCGCGACCGCGCACGGCGGGCGCGAGUUCUACGCGGUGGCGAAGGAGAACCCGGAGUUCGGCGCGGCGUUCAACGAGGCCAUGGCGUGCGACGGCCGCUUCGUGAUGGACCUGAUCGUGCGCGGCCACGGGCAAGACCUGUUCCGGGGGCUCGCCUCGCUGGUGGACGUCGGCGGCGGGUCCGGCGGCGCCGCCAGGGCCAUCGCCGCCGCGUUCCCCCAGGUCAAGUGCAGCGUCCUGGAGCUGCCGCACGUCGUCGCGAGCGUCCCGCCGGGCGACGGGGGCGUGGAGUUCGUCGCCGGGGACAUGUUCGAGCGCGUCCCGAAGGCCGACGCCGUCCUCCUCAAGUGGAUUUUGCACGGGUGGGGGGACGAGGAGUGCGUGAAGAUACUGCGGCGGUGCAGGGAGGCGGUGCCGGCCGGCGGCAGGGUGAUCGUGAUGGACCUGGUGGUGGGGUCGAGCCCGGCGGACGCGAGGGCCACGGAGACGCAGCUGCUGUGGGACGUGAUGAUGAUGGGAGUGGUGGGGAGCCCGGAGCGGGACGAGCGCGAGUGGCGCAAGAUAUUCGACGACGCGGGAUUCAGCGGCUACAAGAUCCUGGCCAUCCUCGGGAUCCGGUCGGUGAUCGAGGUGUACCCUUAG
This is a messenger RNA of Triticum turgidum subsp. durum (durum wheat), 1083 nucleotides long. The record is from the annotation of a GenBank genome assembly. Lineage: Eukaryota; Viridiplantae; Streptophyta; Magnoliopsida; Poales; Poaceae.